GCAGAAGGUGGGAGGGUUGUAGAAAUCGGAUAGAAUUUCCUCGUCUGAAGCUGGGGGCUGUACAUACAGGCAAUAUGCCCCGGAUAAUUCGCACCCCAAAAUACGGAUCCUGGUUUCGCCCCUCCAGGACGGAGAGCAGCGCAGAAUGGCGGGCCCAUUCCCGAGGGGACAGGGGCCGAGGGCACCAAAAUAACGGUGAUAGCAUUCUCCGAAAAUUCCUCGAAAAUGGUGCCACCACAAUAGCAGCUCUACUUAUGGUUGGUGUCGGGGGCUAUUCAUACCAUGUCUUCUACAAACGCUUGGUGCUACGGAAGAUUGACAAUGCUUUCUCCGCCGGAUUCUCCACUCUUGAGCUGGCAGCUCUCGCACAGCACGGGUACUCUCGAGAUCGAAGCAAUGAGCCCGCAAAUGACGAACAAAAAUUCCGCAUUGUGAGACCGGAACAGGCGACGAUUGAUGCUAUUAUCAGGGGUAACGCGAGAGGCAACUACUAUCUACUCUUCGGUGAAAAGGGUACCGGUAAAACGUCGAUGUUAUUGGAGUCGAUGCAGAAAGUACAGGGAGAUGGUGUUGCCAUGCUGGAAGCUCAUGGAGACGUGGAAGUCUUCCGCCUUCGGCUGGGGAAAGCGUUGGACUAUGAAUACCAUGAAGACUAUAUUGGCGGGAUGUUUAGCAUCCGAGGACCACGCGAUGCAACGCCCUUGCUUGAUAUUGAGCGUGCGCUAAACAAGCUUGAGAAAGUUGCCCUCACGCGAAAGAGUAUCCGGGACAGGCCGUUGGUUUUAAUUAUCAACAACAUCCACUAUCUUCCGGACAACACGGAGGGACAACAUUUGUUGGAUCUGUUGCAACAGCGCGCUGAACUAUGGGCUGCGAGCGGACUGGUUACGCUUGUCUUUACUAGCGACCAAUAUCGUAACACCGAAAUGCUUCGCUUACAUGCUACGCGGCUGCAGGUUAUGAAUAUCCAGGAUAUUCCCAAAGACAUGGCAAUACAGUCCUUAAAGGCCUUCCGCGAGAGAGCAUUUGGCGAGCGCUCCCCAAGCAGUACCUUAGAUCAAGUCUAUAACUUAGUGGGAGGGCGUUUAAUCUUCCUAGACCAGGUUGCAAGGACAAAGGACAUGCUCAAAACCGGUCAAUCCAUCUGUGAGAAAGAGAAGCGAUGGCUCCUCUGCAAAUGCUGGAUUCUCGGAGGGGAAAUGGAUGAUAAAGCGGAGGAUCAGCAAGAUUAUUGCGCUGCCGCCAUGUUGCUGGCCCAGGCCUUGGUGGAGAUAGGAAACAACCCUUCGGAAAAGCCGAGUAUUCCUGGGCUGCCGGGGAUUCCCUUGCACAAGGCCCAGGAAUUGAUGACGCGAGCAGACUUCAUUCGCAAACUAGACCAAAUGAACAUUAUUGCGAUAGAUGCCGAUGCAGUGGUUCGAGCAGACUCUGUGCCGAUGCAAAACGCCUUCAAAGCGGUUUGUAGUGAGCCAGGAUUUGCAGAGCAUUUGAAGGCCACACUCGAUCGACUAGAUGAGCUGGAGAGUCUUGGAAGGACCACUGAGUUGACAAUGAAGGAUUUGUGUGACGGCGAAUAUGAAAUUCGAGUACAAGGACACGGAGGGAAGCAUGAUACGUUUCUGUCUAUUCAGAAGAAGCAGCAGUAGAGAACCUAGCAGAGGAUUUACAUGAUUAUCCAACAACCCCGUGCUUGUUUAUGGGUAGAUGGCGGCUGAGUUCUGCUACUAUUUGAGGAAACCGAAAUUCAUAUUAGUCAAUAGUAAGUAUAGAGUAACUAUCAGUUCGUCUACAUAUCGGAUUCCCAUAAUCUAACUCAAUCC
Molecule: messenger RNA, 1820 nt
Organism: Aspergillus ochraceoroseus IBT 24754
Lineage: Eukaryota; Fungi; Ascomycota; Eurotiomycetes; Eurotiales; Aspergillaceae
Product: ATP-binding protein
Exons: 3
Coding region: 75-1646 (523 amino acids)
Source: RefSeq, a predicted model, not a curated record